Molecule: messenger RNA, 1062 nt
Organism: Pyrus x bretschneideri (Chinese white pear)
Lineage: Eukaryota; Viridiplantae; Streptophyta; Magnoliopsida; Rosales; Rosaceae
Product: putative protein TPRXL
Exons: 1
Coding region: 1-1062 (353 amino acids)
Source: RefSeq, a predicted model, not a curated record
AUGGCCCACAAAACUCAGAAUGCGACACAAGAUAAUGAACACGGCAGUUUAGAAAAUUCUAAUGAAGAAAAGCAGUUUGGAGACAAAGAGAUUAAUACAAAUAGCACUGAAGUGGUUGAUGUUGAUCAAAACAAGUCUGUCUCAAAUGUGGAAGUGACUGAAAAGAUUGAACUGAAUGGUAAUGAAAAGGCCAAGGAAACUGAAGUGGGCAGUGGUGAGAGUAAUCACUUGGAACCAGGCAAUGGUUCCACGCCUAAUCCAACGGAACAGAAACAAGUGGACACCAAGACAGAUGACUCUACACCGAAAAAUUCAACCAAUCAGCUGCAAAUGGACACAAAGAUGGAUGACUCUACACCACAAAGUUCUACAGAUCAGCAGCAAGUGGAGACUAAGUCCAAUGACUCUACACAGCAAAACGUUGUAUUAGAGCAAACCGAGAGAUCUGAUGUAGCUGCCAACAGUGAGCAACAAGACUCUAGCACAACUGCUUCCACUAUAACUGAGAAUGGUGAUGCUACAAAUGGAGUAACCCCAGAUACUUCUAGUAAUUCUGAAUCUGGUGUCUCGGAUAGUCAGACUGUCAACUCCAGUACACCUACAGAAACAGAUAAAAGUUCUGCACCUUCAACCAUGAGCAUUGUUCAGACUCAAAAGCUCAGCAGUAACACCGAGGUAGAAGGAACACAGGAAAAUAUACUCUCUCAAAAAACAAACGAGAAUGAAGAUGCUGGCCAAAAGCAAGGUGGUGAUUCUUCUUCCUUUCAACAAGAGAAAGAUGCCCCCUCAAACCCAGAUAACAAAUUGGAUGCGAGCCAGAACGAAAAUGGCAGUGGUGUUCCAAACAACCCAAACGAAAACGCUGAUACAGGUGCAGGCCAUAAGGAAGAAUCAGUUGACUCGUCAAAUUCUUCAGCAUCCCAGGACAAAGAAGAAUCGUCAAACGCCAAUACUAAUGUUGAGGACAAAACUGCAUCCCAGGACAAAGAAGAAUCGUCAAAUUCUUCAGCAUCCCAGGACAAAACUGCAACUAAUAACAGUGGUGAUACGGCCGCUGAGUAA